Molecule: messenger RNA, 3703 nt
Organism: Astyanax mexicanus (Mexican tetra)
Lineage: Eukaryota; Metazoa; Chordata; Actinopteri; Characiformes; Acestrorhamphidae
Product: toll-like receptor 8
Exons: 2
Coding region: 288-3392 (1034 amino acids)
Biological process (GO): defense response to virus; toll-like receptor signaling pathway; canonical NF-kappaB signal transduction
Cellular component (GO): plasma membrane
Molecular function (GO): pattern recognition receptor activity; protein binding
Source: RefSeq, a predicted model, not a curated record
GCAAAAAUAAAACAGAUUCAGUGGUAUCUCUUACAGCAGGGUGUAACCAAUGAGCUCUCUCUUUCUAAAAAAGACCUGAAUAGGUAUUUCUAUUUGAUAUACGUUGUGAAGAGGCUGGAAAACGAAACGUCUAAUGUUAGCACGUGAAACCUCAGGACCCAUAAGACCAGUGAAACUGCGCUGGGCAAAACUUCCUUUUUCAGGAGCAGCAGUCGCUGAAUCUCUCAGUAACCCUCAGCCAGUCGUGAGAAUGCAAGAACAGGAACUGUGCAUGGAGCAUCGCUAACAUGGAAGUUACUAAUCUCUGGCUUAAGCUGGCAUGCUGGCUGGUGGCGGUGGCAUUUCUGAUCAGGCACGCUUCGUGCAAGCUGGACGAGAAGUACCUGAGGACCCAGCCGUGCGAUGUGCACGAAAACACCACCGAUAGAAAUGUGGUCUUCUACUGCCGGGGUCGGAGGUUACGAGAGGUGCCCAAGGUCUUCAGUAACACCACCAGACUUGAUCUGUCCGAGAACAAAAUCAAGAACUUAACCAUGAAGGACCUGGAAAACCUGCAAAAGCUUGUUGUACUCAAUCUCAACUGGAUGAAUGACAAUCAUAAAGUGAACAUAGCACCCGGGGCUUUCACCAAUCUGACAAAACUAGCGCAGCUUCAACUCAACGGAGUCGGCCUGACUCACAUUCCCAAACUUCCGAAGACUCUGAAAGGAUUGAGUUUGGUGGGAAACAAAAUCAUCUCGCUCAAUGCAUCCAGCUUUUGGCACCUGGAAGGCUUGACUGCGCUGUACUUGUCCAGGAACUGCUACUUCUGGAAUCCUUGUUAUAAAGCUUGCGAGAUUAAAAAUGGAAGUUUUUCCAGCCUUUUCAAGUUAAAGAGUCUGACUUUGUCCUACAAUAAUCUGACUUACGUUCCCAGAGGUUUGCCUCUCUCCCUUGUCUCUCUUGAACUUGCUUCCAAUCGUAUAGCGUAUAUCGGGGAGAAUGACUUCCAAAAUCUGCACAAUUUGCUGGUUCUUAAAAUACAAGGAAAUUGCCCACGCUGUCAGAAUGCACCAUUUCCCUGUGUCCCAUGUCCAAAUGGAUCCAUCGAGAUCCAUGAACAUGCUUUUGACCAUCUACAGAAACUCACGUUAUUGCAACUUGCAGGAAACUCAAUUCGUUUCUUGAAGAACGGUUGGUUUAGUAACCUGUCAAAGCUUCAGGAACUCUUUCUUUCCUUCAAUUUCUUAUUCGACGCCAUCAAGGACGGACAGUUUCUGACUCAUCUACCACUACUGAGUAAACUCGAUCUCUCGUUUAAUUACGGCAUGAAGGCGUAUCCCAGAACCAUAAGCCUUGCGCCUACUUUUGCUAAUCUGACCUCUCUUAAGAUCCUGCACCUUCGAGCCUUGGUUUUCAAAGAAAUUGACAACGAAACUCUAAGUCCUCUAUAUGCCCUACAAAAUCUGUCUGUUUUGGAUCUAGGGACCAAUUUUCUAGUGCACACACAAUCCGACCUCUUCAGCCACUUUCAGAACCUGAAACUACUGUACCUUUCAGAAAACCGUCUUUAUCCUGUAAGUAACUCUAAGCUUCCACAGUUGGGCAGUAGUUCUGGUCCUACUUUCAGCCUGCCUGUGCUCUCAGGAUCCAGCUCUAUAAGGGAGCAAACUUUCAAUAUCCCCAACCAACUGGUCAAGCCAGAGUGCUUCAAUUCUGGCCGUGUGCUGGAUUUGAGCCGAAACAACAUCUUCUUCAUUUCUCCCAAGCAGUUUGAAGGACAUGGUAAUAUUUCCUGCCUCAAUCUGUCCAGAAAUGGCUUUGCGGCAGCCCCCAACGGGACUGAAUUCACAGCUUUGCCAAAACUGAAAUACCUAGAUUUGUCAUUUAACAAGAUUGACCUUGCCUAUGACAAUGCCUUUAAAGAAUUGAAGAUGCUGGAGGUGCUUGAUCUCAGCUUCAACGCACAUUACUUCACUGUGCCUGGAGUUACUCAUAAUUUAAACUUUUUGAAGCAGCUACCCAACCUGAGGGUCCUAAAUAUGAGCUCUAACAGCAUUGAUACCUUAACGACCAAGGAGAUGCACAGCAAUUCUCUCAGCGAGCUUCAGUUUCAGCACAACAACCUGGGAAAGUUAUGGAGAGAAAACGACAAAACGUAUGACAAUCUUUUCACGCAUUUGAAAAACCUGACACAUCUUGACAUUUCGUACAACAACCUCAACAAGAUCCCAAUCAGGGUUUACGAUUGCUUGCCGGGGAAGCUAAAGAAAUUCAGAUUGUCUCACAACGGACUGGAAGGUUUGGAAUGGACUUUGUUGAAAAGAUUUACCCAACUAGAGGAGCUUAUCCUCAGCUUCAACAGCUUAGUGAACAUCUCUCAAAACAUAAGUCAGAGUGUUCCAUACCUGCGUUUCCUCGACCUGAGCAAAAACAAGAUCUCUCAACUGACUGAUGACUUUCUCAUAGGCGCUGUGAAUCUCCAGUGGCUUGACCUCAGUAACAACAGGCUGGCCAUCAUCAACCAGACCACAUUUCCUUCAAAGGAAUACAGCCACCUGAGCAGCUUGUGGCUUCAUGGAAACCCUUUUCGCUGCACCUGCGACAUCUUGAGCUUCAUCCUUUGGAUGGACGGCACCAAUGUAAAGAUCCCCAGACUUGCGACCUCGGUAAUGUGCAAUAUGCCUCAAUCAGUCAAAGGAAAACCGGUGGUAAAUUUUGACAUCAGGGACUGCAUAGAUGACCAGGUAGCCUUCCUUAUCUACUUCUUCACCACUUUCUUCAUUAUUUGCAUUACCUUCACCACCACUGUGAUGCACCUGUUCUACUGGGACGUCUCCUACUUGUUCUACUACAUGAAAGCCAAAUACAAAGGAUACGAGUACCUGAGUUCCACGGACAACGUCUACGACGCAUUCGUGACCUACGACACCAAGGACCCGCAAGUAUCCGACUGGGUCCUGAACCAUCUGCGGGUUCAGCUUGAGGAACAAGGGGACCGGUACCUUCCUGUGUGCCUGGAGGAGCGGGACUGGGUUCCAGGAAGCCCCCUGUUAGAAAGUAUGACCCAGAGCAUCCAGCAGAGCCGCAAGACAGUCUUCGUCCUCACGCAGAGCUUCGUCAACAGUGGCUCCUUCAAGAUGGCUGUGUACCUGGCGCACCAGCGGCUGCUGGAGGAGAGCAAGGACGUCAUCGUCCUGCUCAUGCUGGAACCCGUUCUGCAGAGCUCCCACUUCCUGCGACUGCGGCAGCGACUGUGCAGUCAGAGCGUCCUCGAGUGGCCCCGGGCUCCGGCUGCAGAACCGUGGUUCUGGCAGUGCCUGAGGAACGCCAUCAGGGUGGAGAACUGUGACAUGUACAGCAAGCUCUACUCCAGAUACUUCACCAGCAGGAGCAGCAGUGUGAGGGACUGAAAACUGGAGCUUUUACUGAUACUGUCCAAUACAUGUUUUUGUCCAAUCUGUUUAAAGAUUUUAAAUGUCAAUUGUUAAUGAAGAUGUUUGUGUUUCUGUUGUGUUUUUACACUUUUUUUUCCUAUAUACAUCUCUGGAAAAAAUAAGAAAGCACUUAAGCACUUAAAAAUGAUGAGUUUCUUUGAUUUUACCAAUUUGAAAACCUCAAAAGCAAGGAAAAUUAUGAAAGCAAGACGGAAGAUCACAAGCCAUCAAAACAGGAGUAAAGGCAUAAAGUUAUCCAAAAGCAGUGUGUAAGACUGGUGGAGGAG